Paracoccidioides brasiliensis Pb18 is the source of this 738-nucleotide messenger RNA. RefSeq lists its product as uncharacterized. The record is from RefSeq and is a predicted model, not a curated record. The coding region runs from base 1 to 738 and encodes 245 amino acids. The transcript has a single exon.
AUGAUUAUUCUCCAAGCAACCUCUCUUCUCCUGACAGCUGUCACUCUCCACUAUGCCUUUGUCAGCGCACUCCCAACAUCAACUCCAGUUUCCCGAUCCCCAGUACCCAGCACCUCGUCUUGUCAGAGGACCGAGGUGGCCUGCAUCAUUGACGGCAAGCAAGCCUGCUGUCCAGAGAAUGAAAUUCCCCUGGGCCCAUUAUCCCCGGUCAGUGGAGGGGACGGAGAGGGGGAAGAAGGCAGUGACUCCCAAUCAGAUUGCGAUGGUAUAACCCAAUGGCACGAAUCCAAGCCCGAAAGGAAGGUGUGCAAAGCCGGCGAGAAAGGGAAGCUCUACAGGCCCGAGAUGAAAACCAUGGUCAAUGGCCAACUCGUCACCAAUGUCGGGGACAAUCUCGCCUUAUCCAAGAAGGAUUCGUCCAGGCAAGAUCAGCAAAUGACCUUCCGCCCCCCCGAGGGGGCUAAGGGCUGCGCCAUCAAUUGGAGCGUGGCUGCUGCACGCAGCUUCAGCGUAAAGGGCAAUGGUUACGCCAAGCUCACCCCCGUUGGAUCGAAGGACAGCGUUGGUGCCGCGGAUUUCACCAACUGGCCUCAGGUUAUUGGCAUGCAAGAUCACGUUGUUGUUCCAAGGCAGGAUUGCAAGGAGGAGAUGCAAUAUACAGUGGCUUUGCAGGAGGACGGUGAGGUAUCGCUUAAGCAAAGUAAAGAUAACGGAUUUUACAUGGAAUAUAUUUGUUAA